This is a messenger RNA of Penicillium cosmopolitanum, 1938 nucleotides long. Its product is annotated as S53 family peptidase. NCBI's taxonomy places the organism in Eukaryota, Fungi, Ascomycota, Eurotiomycetes, Eurotiales, Aspergillaceae. Bases 1 to 1938 code for a protein of 645 amino acids. The record is from RefSeq and is a predicted model, not a curated record. The transcript is spliced from 5 exons. Gene Ontology annotation, molecular function: serine-type endopeptidase activity; tripeptidyl-peptidase activity. Gene Ontology annotation, biological process: proteolysis.
AUGAAGCUCACUACCUUGAUUGUGGGAGCUCUAGCUUCCAGAUCUCUGGCUGCUCCCCACCCCGGUUACGAAGUGCACGAACGUCGUGAUUUCAUCCCAAAAUCUUGGGUUGAAGAGAAGAGACUUGAUGCAGCUGCGUAUCUGCCCGUCCGAAUCGGACUGGUGCAGAACAAUCUGGACUAUGGCCAUGAGCUUCUCAUGGAGAUGUCUGAUCCUAACUCUGCUCGUUACGGCAAGCACAUGAGUGCAACUGAGGUGCAUGAUCUUUUUGCACCCAGCCAGGAGAGCGUGGACGACGUUCGUGCCUGGCUCGAGUCGUCUGGCAUCGCCUCUGGACGUGUCUCGCACUCUCAAAACAAGCAAUGGAUUCAGUUCGACGCUGACGCCAGCGAGCUCGAGAAACUUCUUAACACCGAGUAUUACCUCUACUCUCACUCUGAGACAGGCCGCUCUCACAUUGCCUGCCGCGAGUAUCAUGUUCCGCACUCUGUCCGCCAGCACAUUGACUACAUCACACCUGGUAUCACUCUUCGUGAGGUUUCCGGCGUAGGCAAGACUAGCAACAACAACGUUCAGAAGCGCUCUCAGUACGGCUUCCCGCCUCCCAUUCUUGAGCCCAUCCUUGAACCGAUUGAAGAGCUGCUGGAUAGCCUCUUGGAGAAAUGCGACUUGUACAUCACGCCACAGUGCAUCAAGAGUCUCUACAACAUUACCGACGGAAGGACAUCCACCAAGGGCAACGAGCUUGGCAUCUUCGAGAGCAUCGGGGACAUUUAUGCUCAGAAGGAUCUUGAUUACUUCUUCCAGAAUUUGGCCCCGAACAUCCCGGCCGGCACUCAUCCUACCCUGAAGGGCAUCGACGGUGCCACUGCGCCUGCAUCUGCUCAGAACGCAGGGGCGGAAUCGGAUCUUGAUUUCCAGAUCUCGUACCCCAUCAUCUGGCCGCAGAAUGCUAUUCUCUUCCAAACAGACGACAACGUCUAUCAGAAUAACUACACCUUCCAGGGCUUCUUGAACACCUUUUUGGAUGCCAUCGAUGGAUCUUACUGCGAUACCAUCUCGCCUCUCGAUCCUCCCUAUCCUGACCCAAAUGAGGGCGGCUACAAGGGCCAGCUUCAAUGCGGCGUCUAUCAACCACCCAAUGUGAUCUCGAUCUCGUAUGGAACCUCCGAGGCCGAUCUCCCAAUUUCCUAUCAGCGCCGCCAGUGCAGUGAAAUCAUGAAGCUUGGCAUGCAGGGUGUCUCUGUUGUUGUCGCAUCUGGUGACUCUGGCGUUGCUGGUCGUGGUGGUGACCCAACUCCAAGCAACUGCCUUGGCGAGGACGGCGAUGUCUUCGCCCCUGAUUUCCCGGCUUCUUGCCCUUACAUGACCGCCGUUGGAUCGACCUAUCUUCCACUCGGUAAGCUUGCGACCAGCCACAGCGAGGAAGCCACAACUCGCUUUGGCUCGGGCGGCGGAUUCUCCAACAUUUACAAGCGCCCCGACUGGCAGGACAAGGCAGUCGAGCAGUACUUCGCCACUGCUAAGCCCACCUACAAGUACUAUGAAAGCGUCGACAACUCCAGCUUCGCCGCCAACGGCGGAAUUUACAAUCGCAUCGGCCGCGGGUAUCCUGAUGUCUCUGCCAUUGGUGACGGAAUCGCCAUCUUCAACAAGGAAAUUCCCCAGACCAUCGGCGGAACCUCAGCCUCGGCCCCCGUGUUCGCUUCGAUUCUGACUCGCAUCAACGAGGAGCGUCUCGCGGCUGGCAAGUCGACUGUCGGUUUCGUCAACCCUGUUCUGUACCAACACCCUGAAGCGUUCUUCGACAUUACCAAGGGAAGCAACCCCGGUUGCAACACCAAUGGAUUCCUGGCUGCGGUGGGCUGGGACCCUGUCACUGGACUUGGAACUCCCAACUAUCCUGCUCUGUUGGAUGUCUUCAUGAAGGAGGCCUAG